Arachis ipaensis is the source of this 506-nucleotide messenger RNA. The record is from RefSeq and is a predicted model, not a curated record. NCBI's taxonomy places the organism in Eukaryota, Viridiplantae, Streptophyta, Magnoliopsida, Fabales, Fabaceae.
UCUCCUCCUUCCUUCAUCGUCUCGGUGUAUCAAUCUCUCUAUGGAUUUCCUUCUUCCUAGUAAAAGCCAACAGAACCGGCUGCUUCAAACCCUAAACCCUGCCCCCUUUUCCAUUCUCACUCUCAGGCACAGAACACAUCGAAAGCCCAAACCCAACCCGCAAAAUUCUAGGGUUUGUGUUUGCGGUUCCAUAAUGUCUCAGAACGGGAAGCUCAUCCCCAAUCUCGACCAGCAUAGCACCAAGCUCCUCAACCUCACUGUUCUUCAGCGCAUCGAUCCCUUCGUCGAGGAAAUCCUCAUCACCGCUGCACACGUCACCUUCUACGAGUUCAACAUCGACCUCUCCCAAUGGAACCGCAAGGACGUCGAGGCAUCCUUCUUCGUUGUCAAAAGGAACACACAACUGCGAUUUCAGUUUAUUGUGAUGAACCGUUGCUUCCAUGAAUCUUUUCCGUUAUUGCACUCUGAUUCACUCACCAGAACAGGUUAGAUAUCGGAUGCUUCGU